GAAUAUCAGAAUACAUCCCCUCGAAGUACAUUUUCAUGAAAGAUAAGUCCUGUGGUCUAUACCGCCUUGCAGGCGCUGAAGGGAGGAAGCCAGCAGGAAGCAGACGGCGAGGGCACCCUACUUGAAUGUUUGGAGCCGGCAGCGGUUGAGUUGACCAGUUUCUAUUAUCGGUCCAAGUGAUGCCGACGGGAUGAACACAAAUGAAUCGAAUCAGUGUUAACAAUAAUGCCUCCCAAAAUGCCAAGUGCUACAUGUCAGGACGGAGAGGUACGUGAACUUGAGAGAGCAUUUGUGUCUACCCCUAUCGGCGACAUGGUUAUCGUCGCCUGUCCCAUCGGAUUACACAAGAUUUAUCAACAGGACAACAUUAAUGAUGGGAAUUUUCAUCCAGACCUCAGUACGCAGGUGGAGCUAGUUGGUCAGCCUUGUCUUAGUACAGAAGCGAAAGUGUUUGUGGAUAAAUGUGUGUGCUGGCUUCAAGCAUAUUUUAACAAAAACCCGUGUAAAGUUUCAAAACUUUGUAUUCCAGACCUUUGCUCCAUAAAACCUGAAAGUACUUUGUUUCGCGACAGAGUUUUAGUUACUUUGGCAAAAUCUGUCCCUGUAGGGAAAACCGUUACAUAUGGGGAGCUUGCCUCAAUGGCUGGUAGUCCUGGUGCUCAGCAAGCUGUUGGAUCUGUUAUGGCGGCCAAUCCUUUUCAGUUACUUGUUCCAUGCCACAGAGUGAUAAAAAGUGGACAGAUAGUUGGCAAGUAUUCAGGUGGAUGCAGGAACUCUGUAAAAGUUUGGUUGCUGGAAUUUGAGGGAAUGAAAGUAGAGAAGAAUGGUCGUGUUUUAACGUUAACCAAUUAUUAAUUCUGUGUAACAAAUGGAAAUGUAGAGAAAAUUAUUCAAAGUAAUGUAACUUUGUUAUGAAUGUCUAACAUUUGCCUGUAAAGAGAGUUGUAAAGAGUUAAAACAUUUCGUGUCCUCACUGCA
Messenger RNA from Frankliniella occidentalis (western flower thrips), 978 nucleotides. Its product is annotated as methylated-DNA--protein-cysteine methyltransferase. The transcript is spliced from 5 exons. The coding region runs from base 226 to 855 and encodes 209 amino acids. Gene Ontology annotation, cellular component: nucleus. Gene Ontology annotation, molecular function: methylated-DNA-[protein]-cysteine S-methyltransferase activity. NCBI's taxonomy places the organism in Eukaryota, Metazoa, Arthropoda, Insecta, Thysanoptera, Thripidae. Gene Ontology annotation, biological process: DNA repair. The record is from RefSeq and is a predicted model, not a curated record.